Messenger RNA from Branchiostoma belcheri (Belcher's lancelet), 1961 nucleotides. Its product is annotated as heparan-alpha-glucosaminide N-acetyltransferase-like. The transcript has 17 exons. NCBI's taxonomy places the organism in Eukaryota, Metazoa, Chordata, Leptocardii, Amphioxiformes, Branchiostomatidae. The coding region runs from base 1 to 1650 and encodes 549 amino acids. The record is from RefSeq and is a predicted model, not a curated record.
AUGACAGAGUACAUAUGCAACCUGAGUUUUACCGGUCUUGUCGUGACGCCGCACGGCAGCGGGAACCUGACAACCAACACCUCCUACCCCACCAACCUCACCUUCGUGUGGAACUAUGGCAACGGGACAAACCAGUCCGUCUGUAGCCAUCAUUAUCAUUAUGGUGAAUAUGGGCAUUACCGCAUGAUGCUCGGGAAAAUAUGCAAGCUGAGCACUCUGACAGAACCAGUCAACAGCAACAUCCGUGAGUUCUGUUUAAAGUUACUGAUUCGGAAGAAAGGAGAUGAGAAAAGGGCCAUUCUUGUUGCAUUCUGUGUGUAUGCUGCGCUGGGCUGCCUGUGGCUGGUCGGGUCAUAUUUCUACAGGAAGAAGUUCAGCGAAGACAACGAUGAGAUGAGACAUCUGCUGAUCAACACGGGUCGGCACAAUAAUCCGGACACUAAGAAGUCAGAGUCUGCGUCCAAACCAAGACGUCUCAAGUCACUGGACACCUUCAGGGGGAUGUGCCUAUGCAUCAUGGCGUUUGUGAACUAUGGAGGAGGAGGCUACUGGUUCUUCGACCACUCCGUCUGGAACGGUAUCACCGUGGCCGACCUCGUCUUUCCAUGGUUCAUGUGGAUCAUGGGAACGAGCACGGCGCUGUCGUUCCGCGGGCUCCAGCGCAAGGCCACGCCCAAGGUCACCAUCUUCCUCAAGGUCGUGCGGAGGACAAUCACGCUGUUCCUGCUGGGACUAUUCAUUGUUAACAGCCCGGACGACUGGUACAAGAUCCGGAUCCCCGGUGUACUGCAGCGGUUCGCGGUGUCGUAUUUCGCCGUGUCCACCAUGAUGCUUCUCCACAUCAAGGUCGGGGAACCGGAGGACACCACCGCGCCGAUUGACUUUCAGUCCCGUGUGCGUGACCUGUUGCCGUACUGGAAGCAGUGGCUGUUCGUGGUCUGUCUGCUGGUCGUGCACACCUGCCUCACCUUCCUCAUGCCUGUUCCCGGCUGCCCCACUGGGUACUUGGGAGCAGCUGGACUGUCAGAUUUGGACCAUUCCAAUUGCACGGGGGGCGCAGCUCUGCAGGUUGACAACUGGCUGCUCACCCAGGACCACAUCUACGAUGAUGAAACUCCAAAGCAUGAGUACCAGAUUCGGGUGAACUAUGACCCGGAAGGAGUUCUGGGUUCAUUGACCUCCAUCUUCAUGACCUUCCUCGGUCUCCAGGCGGGAAAAAUUCUUCUGGCCUACAAGGACCAUGGCAGCCGGCUGGUCCGCUGGGUCAUCUGGGGAGUCGUACUGGGUCUGUUGGCGAUUCUGCUGUGUCAAGGUCGGCAAAAUGGUGGCUGGAUUCCCAUCAACAAAAACCUCUGGUCGCUGACCUUUGUCCUGUCUCUGGCCUCCAUGGCAUUCCUCCUGCUGUCCUUGUACUACUUCCUAGUGGACGUCAGAAGGUGGUGGACAGGGUUCCCCUUCUUCAUGGCAGGUAUGAACUCCAUCUCGGUGUACCUGUGUCACGGCGUGUUUCAGAAGUACCUCCCCUUCAGCUGGAAGAUCCAACACCGUAACCAUGGCAACCUGCUCUUCAUGAACCUGUUCGGCUCCAACCUCUGGACCAUUGUGUUUGCUUCGUACCUCUACUGGAACAACAUCUUCAUCAAUAUCUGAAGAUUCAAUUUAUUCAAAUUCAAAGGGACAGAAUCAUACAAAAGCAGGGAUUGACUAACGCACCCCUGAAUUGUGCAUUUGAUUUUUACAAACGAUUGAUUAAAAAGACAAGUAAACAGAAACACACAGAAAUACAAACAUCAUUCAAACAAAAACAGGAAAGGACAGCCGUGGGUUUUCAUUAGCGACCAUUGUAGACCAUCGUCUUCGAAUUAUACCUCUACUGGAACAACAUCUUCAUCAAUAUCUAAAGAUGACAUCACAGGGCUCUAGCCAGCACCUGUUUUUCAAUUAAUUGCAGGAACUUUGUG